Penicillium mononematosum is the source of this 1095-nucleotide messenger RNA. RefSeq lists its product as uncharacterized. NCBI's taxonomy places the organism in Eukaryota, Fungi, Ascomycota, Eurotiomycetes, Eurotiales, Aspergillaceae. The record is from RefSeq and is a predicted model, not a curated record. The transcript is spliced from 4 exons. Bases 1 to 1095 code for a protein of 364 amino acids.
AUGGCGUCUCCCUCAGCCACACUCGUUCACACCCUUGGUCAUAAUGCCUUGGGAAAGACAGAUAUUGCUGUUCAGUCGGUUCUUUUGGCUAUUGUCUUUCUUUCCGUCGGCCUGCGGUUAUGGGCGCGACGAUUGCGGUGGAUUUCGCUGGAAUUGAAUGAUUUGUUGAUUAUAGUUGCGACGUUCUUUAUGGUCGGUCGCUACGUGGUGGAAAUCCUCAUGGUUGUGCUCUGUGGAAUGGGGCUGCAUUCCACGGAAGUAGUCCAGGUCGGAGGGUCCGAAGUUCUUGUCCAAUUCAAUGAGCUUACAUAUGCGGGUGAUCUUCUCUGGGUCACGGUGGUCGCCUUGGUCCAGUUGUCAAUUCUCAACUAUUAUGUGCACAGCUUUGGCCAGAGCACUAUGACCUUGCUAUCAUAUGUAAUGAUGGGUCUAUGCUCGUCUCUCUGGAUUGCGGGCUUAUUUUCAACUGCGUUUUUCUGUACCCCACCGAAGAGAAUAUGGCUUGCCGACACCCCGGGUCAUUGUGGUGAUCGCAAAAUGCUGCAUACCGGUGUCAAUGCGAGUGAAACAAUCCUCAGCUUCUUCGUUGUCAUUCUCCCUAUUCCCUUGAUAUGGGGCAUGCCCUUAUCGAAGACUAGGAAGAUUUCACUGAUGUGUAUCCAAGUGCUAGGGCUGGCUAUCGUUGCCAUCAUUGCUAUCCGCAUGAAAAUCGAGUUCGACCUCGACCCAGAAGAUCCAACCCACAGCUCUGCCAGGAAGUCGAUACUUUCAUGCAUCGUGCCUCUUCUGGGGAUAAUUGUUGCCUGCCUCCCAAUCUUAGAGCCAGCCAUUCAAAGGAUCUUUGGUAUGUCGGUGUCUCCAUCUCCAGCCCACACGUCUAUAUAUGAUCCAACCUUUGCGAGGUAUUGGAAGACGACGGUUCUUUCGGGCAGGGGUUUGGAGGAACCAGAAAUGCCUCUGGUCACUCUUACGCAGCCUUUUAUGACGAAGAUGGGUUAUCUUGCUCCUGGAAAUAUUCAGGUCACUUCUCAUUGGGAGAUUCAUUCGUCGCGGGGUUCGGCAAGACUUGAUAGAUCACCCGUGCGGCAGGCCUGA